Alligator mississippiensis (American alligator) is the source of this 1162-nucleotide messenger RNA. RefSeq names its product olfactory receptor 14A16-like. NCBI's taxonomy places the organism in Eukaryota, Metazoa, Chordata, Crocodylia, Alligatoridae. Gene Ontology annotation, biological process: G protein-coupled receptor signaling pathway. Gene Ontology annotation, molecular function: olfactory receptor activity; G protein-coupled receptor activity; odorant binding. The transcript has a single exon. The coding region runs from base 15 to 971 and encodes 318 amino acids. The record is from RefSeq and is a predicted model, not a curated record. Gene Ontology annotation, cellular component: membrane.
CCCUGGGAAGGAAGAUGCCCAACUGGACCACUGUAACCGAGUUCCUCCUCCUGGGCUUCUCUGACACUCGGGAGCUGCAGAUCUUACACUUUGUCAUCUUUCUCGCAGCAUACCUGGCAGCUCUGGUGGGGAACCUGCUUGUUAUCACUGUUGUAACUACGGACCACCACCUCCACAGCCCCAUGUACUAUUUUUUGGCAAAUUUAUCCAUCCUUGACCUUGGCUCCAUCUCCGCCAUUGUCCCGAAGUCCAUGGCCAAUUCUCUCUUAAACACCAGGACAAUUUCCUAUGCUGGAUGUGUGUCCCAAGUUUUUCUCUUCUUGCUCUUUUGUGCAGUCAACUUUUCAUUCCUUACCAUCAUGGCAUAUGACCGAUCCAUUGCCAUCUGCAAGCCACUGCAUUAUGAGAUAAUAAUGAACAGGAGAGCUUGCAUCUGGACGGCUAUCUGUGCUUGGGCUACAGGUGUAAUUUAUUCAGCAAUGCACACGGGGAACACCUUUAGUCUCCCCUUCUGCCACUCAAAUAUCAUCAACCAGUUCUUUUGUGAAGUGCCCCAGCUACUCAAGCUCUCCUGCUCUGAUGCAUACCGCAGAGAGCUGGCAGCUCUUGUCUUCAGUAUGUUUUUAGUUCUAGGCUGUUUUGUUUUCAUCGUUGUGUCGUAUGUUCAGAUCUUCACCGCAGUGUGGAGAAUCCCCUCGGAGCAGGGCAGGCAGAAAGCCUUCUCCACCUGCGUUCCUCACCUUAUCGUAGUCUCCCUGUUUCUUUCCACUGGUGGCAUUGCCUACUUGAAGCCCAUCUCUGACUCCCCGUCCCCCCUGGAUCUCCUGGCAGCUGUUCUGUAUUCUGUGGUGCCUCCAUUGAUGAAUCCGGUCAUCUACAGCAUGAGGAACAAGGAGAUCCAAGCUGCCCUGAGGAAGCUGCUCCACAGACUGAUCCUGUCCAUGAACAAUAUGCCCAUCUUUCUUUCAUGAAUUUACUUAGGUUUGUUUUAUAAUUAAAUCAUGAAAUUAUUGUUUCCAUACUAUAGUGUACAAACUAUUUAAAAAAAAAUAAGCUGGAGGGUUAAUUCUGUAGCUUUGUAAGUACAAUGACAUUUGACUUUGGUCAUUUUGUGUUAACACUGCUGAAGCAGGAAAGUGAUGUUUCAUGCAUUAAUUUUACU